Molecule: messenger RNA, 4097 nt
Organism: Puntigrus tetrazona (Sumatra barb)
Lineage: Eukaryota; Metazoa; Chordata; Actinopteri; Cypriniformes; Cyprinidae
Product: caspase recruitment domain-containing protein 10
Exons: 25
Coding region: 213-3176 (987 amino acids)
Biological process (GO): regulation of apoptotic process
Molecular function (GO): protein binding
Source: RefSeq, a predicted model, not a curated record
AGAGAGAGAGGGAGAGAGAGAGAGAGAGAGACAGAGAGAGAGAGGGAGAGAGAGAGAGACUUCACCUCGCAUCUUCCUCAUCGGGGUCGAGUCUGUUUGAAGAGUCGCUGUUGUGUUCAUUUCUUUCAUCUCUUACUCUUCCAGCUGAAUCAUGAGCGAAGCGUUAUCGCUCUGUUCCUGUGAUUAUCUCUCAAGUUCAGAAAGAGGUCUGCAUGGUACCGUCUGCAUUCCCCAGCGGCGAGUGGCUGCUGGGAGGCUCUCAGUCAGACGAGGAGAAGCACGAGGAGCUGUGGGAGCGAGUGGAAGGAGUGAGGCACAAGCUCACCCGUGUUUUGAACCCGGCGAAGCUGACGCCCUACCUGCGGCAAUGCAAGGUGAUCGACGAGCAGGAUGAGGACGAGGUGCUGAACUCCAGCCAGUAUCCGCUGAGAAUCAGCCGAGCCGGGCGUUUACUGGACAUCCUGAGGGGGCGUGGCGAGCGUGGUCUCCAGGCCUUCAUGGAGUCUCUGGAGUUUUAUCAUCCGGAGCAGUUCACGCAGCUGACCGGACAACAGCCGACGCAGCGCUGCUCCAUCAUGCUGGAUGAGGAGGGUCCUGAGGGUCUGACUCAGUUCCUGCUGCUGGAGGUUCGUAAGCUGCGAGAACAGUUGCACUGCAGUCGUGUGUGUGAGCGGCGUCUGUCUCAGCGCUGUCGCGUGGCCGAAGACGAGCGCAGCCGAGCUGAACGCAAAACGCAGGAGCUGCGGCAGGACCGCACACAGCUGGAGAGGUUGAGGCAGGACUGGGAAUCUGGCAGUCGUGAGUUGGGUUUGCUCAAGGAGAGACAUCUGGAGCAGGCUGUGAAAUACUCGCGAGCCUUAGAGGAACAGCGUAAAGCUACUGCACGCGAGACAGAACUGCUCACAGAGGUGGAGCAGCUCAGGAGGAGAUUACAGGAGGUGGAGAGACCGGUUCAUGUUGGCUCCGCCUCCUCGAGCAGUGGGGUGUGUGACAGCGCCCCCGCAGGACCGGAGGAAAGGCCACCCCUCGCCGUGAGAAACAAACAGUUUAACUCUGGAAAUCAGGCUCUGUUGGACAUCCUGAAGCAGGACAGGCGGGAAGCGGUGGAGCAGCGGCAGGAGCUGAGCAGCACCAUCGCCCGACUGCAGGGGGAGCUGGAGAGCUCCGAGACUCAGAGAGAAAAAUUGGCGUCUCAGUGUGAGCAGCUGCAGCUGCGUCUCAGAACCCUGCAGCUGGACUGGGAGACGGAGCAGAGCAGGAGUGUGUCCUACUUCAACCAGAUCAUGGAGCUGGAAAGAGAGAGAGACCAGGCGCUGCGCAGUCGCGACAGUCUGCAGCUGGAGUUCACCGACUGCCUCCUGGACAAGAACCGUCUGCGCAAACGCAUCGCAGAGCUGCAGAGCAGUGUGGAGCAGCUGCAGAGAGAGAUGGAGAGGAACCGAGAGCGGAGAGAGCAGAGCAACACCUGCAUGCACUGCUCUCACAUGUCUUUGUUCAGUGAGGAUCAGUGUUUCGACCCGUGUUGUUCGGUUGAUUUGAGUCCCAGUCCACUCACACUCAGAGCUCAUCUGAAGUCAACCUCACAAGCUCAGAUAUGUGAGCAGUCUGAAGACUCCUACUUCUCUAACUCAGAGGAGAAUCUGCUCAUGCCGGAGUGUAACGAUGAGAAGGACAUCAACAGACUCUCCACAUUUCCCUUUCCUCCCUGCCUGAACUCAAUCAACCGCAGAAAAAACAUAGAGUUUGAUCUGAACUCUUGGGGGAGUGAUGAGAAUGAACCACAUACAGAGGACUCGGACUCGUGUCUGAUGAGUUCGUGGAGCUCUCUACCAUCUCAGCUCUUUCCUCCUGACGUGAUCAGCGUGACUCCGACUCUCCCGGUCAAACCUUCAUCCUCCUCCCCGAGAUCGGUGCUCUCCUUGUCCAAAAGCGCCAGUCUGGCGGACGACAUCACUAUCAUCGGAGGGAACCGGACGGGUGUGUUUGUGCAGACGGUCAGGGCGGGCUCGCCUGCGCAGAUCUGCGGCCUGAAGGAAGGCAGCGAACUAGUGGAGCUGGAUCAGGUGUUGUUCGGCGAGGGUCGUGUUCGUCUCAGUCAGUGCACGGCUGAAGUGGCUCAUUUCUCACUGCAGUGGUGGAGCGAACCCAACGCGCUCAAACACACACACAACCCCGACGGUUAUUCCCGUUUGCUCGCUGAGCUCUCGUCCCCGUCGUUCACCGGCGCAGACUCGUUCUACGUGCGUGUGAACCUUGACCUCUGUCACCACGGCGACCCGCCGCGUCUCAGGGUUUGCUGUGACGACGUCCUGCACGUCACCGACACGCGUUACAACGGUAAAUACCAGUGGCGCUGCGUUCGCGUGGACAAACACACGGGGGCGCCGCUGCAGGCCGGAGCCGUGCCCAACUACAACAGGGCCCAGCAGCUGCUGUUGGUGAGACUCCGUACGAUGGCGCUGGAACAGAAUCAGUACAGGAGGAAGUUCUGUAAGAAAACCUCUCAGCGCGUUCGGCUCAUUAAAGCGGUCGCGGCGAACUAUCGCGAGAUUGGCUCGUCCAGUCCGGUGCUCUACACGCUCAGCAAUCGUCAUGAGGAGCAGCUGAUCCCGUUCAGUCUGGUUCAGAUGGUUGAGGUCAACAACAAGCGGCCGGUGGUUUUCUCUCCGUCGAUCCUGUCCCGAGGGAUCAUCGAGCGUCUGCUGCAGCCGGCAGAAUCCGGUCUGGAUUUCAACACCUGCCAUCCAGAGCCAGUGGAAAGUUGCAUGCAUCAGGAUAAGAGCGUGUUCCUCACCGACUCCACAGAUCAACCACUAGGAAUCAAACUACAGAGCAUCGAGGAGGUUAUUAACCAGGACAAACACUGUCUGCUUCAGCUGGGCUUGAAUCAUGUGGAGAACCUCCUGAAGCAGAGCAUCUAUCCCAUCAUCAUCUACAUCAAACCCAAAGACAAGAAGGGACGCAAGUUCAGGAAGCUGUUAUUGGGCCAGGCUGAGGAGGACCUGAUGGAGGCCUGUCAGAUGGAGGAGCUUCAGCUGGAGACUCUCCCCGUGAUGUUCAACACGGUGGAGCCGAACGAGUGGAGCAGCACCGACGAGCUCCUGGCCAUCAUACGCAGCAGCAUCCUGAGCCAGCAGAGCAGCGUGGUGUGGCUGGAGCAGGAGCGACUCCAGUAGAGACUCAUAUACUCCAGAAUGAGAAUCCAGUCAUUAGCAUUUCAAAAAAAUUAUGAAAUAUAUAUAUAUAUAUAUAAACAAACUGAUGCCGAAGAUUGGGUUUUCUAAAGUUUAAUGUUCACGUUUUAUAAUCAUCUGUACUUGAACUGUACUGUAUAUCGUUGCAUCUGUGAAAGUAUCUGUAUUUAUUAUGAUCUCCAACCAUGAAUUCCAUGACUACAUUGAGACGCUGUUUGGGAUGGACUACCAUCAGGUGUUACAAUCGAACAUAUUUCUGCUGUUGAUCAGUGAUACAUCUUUUAACCACCUAAGACUUGGUUAGCAUAUGGAUUGAACUUAUGUUGUUUUAAGGGAGAAAAAAAAAAACAAUUCCGGGACUAAUAGAAAGACAUGCAUAGGCAAAAAUAAUUGUUUUUUAAAAAUCAAAAAUACAUUUUUUUCUCCAUUUCACAUUUUCCAGAGAUGCUGAUUUGUGACAGUAUUUAAAUUUAAAUGAUAAUUACCAAAUAUAUUUCCAUAAGUGUCACUAAAUGAAAAAAAAAUAAAUACAUUUUUUGCAGACCAUGGUCAAGGUAAAACAUCCAAUCAUUUGGUAUCUCUGAAAUGUACAUGACAUCCAGACUUAAAACUCUGGCAUGUAGAGUGUCUUAAGACUACAAUAUAAUGUCCAUAUAUAAAGACGCAUGGUCUUAAGAGGGUAAAUGGUUAUAUUUCUCUCAAUUAGUUCAAUAACACAAAUAGCUCUUUUUACAAGUUAAAUUAUGAACAUAUCUACUGUGAAGACGCUUUGCAGCUCUUCCUUUAAGUCCUCUAUAAAACAACCAAAGAACACUUCUACGACUCAUCAUAGUUAAUAUUGUUAUUUGAUGAAGCGUAAAUUGCCUUUUAACAUUAUACUUGCAAUAAAAUAUUUACAAUUGG